Papilio machaon (common yellow swallowtail) is the source of this 3264-nucleotide messenger RNA. Its product is annotated as myogenesis-regulating glycosidase. The record is from RefSeq and is a predicted model, not a curated record. Gene Ontology annotation, molecular function: hydrolase activity, hydrolyzing O-glycosyl compounds. Gene Ontology annotation, biological process: carbohydrate metabolic process. Bases 284 to 3085 code for a protein of 933 amino acids. The transcript is spliced from 8 exons. Lineage: Eukaryota; Metazoa; Arthropoda; Insecta; Lepidoptera; Papilionidae.
UGAUAUAAUCAAAGAUAUCAUUUGAUAAUGGAAAAGAAAUGUUUUGCAAUAUUUAGUUGUAGUACAUUUCAAGUGUAGUGCGCUUACACAGCUUGAAAACUGUGUAUCAAUCGCGAAUUUAAAAGAAAAAAAAUAACAAAUUAGUAUUUCUAAUUAUCAAUUAUAGUGGUAGUCAAGGUGAUGUAAAAUUUCCUAUAAUGUCCACGCUGCCUUGAAUUAACAAGAUAACUUAUCUAAUAUUGAAAUUGAACGUUCUAAGACAAUAUUUGUAAGAUAACGCAAAAUGAGGAUGCGGAAGAAACCAGAUCUUAGGCUACACAUUCCUUCAUAUCCUCACGACUAUGUAGAAAUGCCUACGGAAACCAGACGACUAAUUCUCGAAGCGAAUCGAACACCGAAUGACAUUAAAUACAUCGACGAAGACGAGGCGGGACCAUCUGAUGUUAACUUUACAGUUGGCAGCCCUAAAAACUCUGCUGAAGUGGGAUCUAUCACAUCUGAAGUGAAAUCUUCCACACCAGAAGUGAGAUCUCCAACACCUGAAGUGAAAUUCGCCGAAUCGUAUGAAAGUAGGACUGAUAAAAGUGAAGGGAAAACGGAUAACAAUGUAACAAUUGGUAGUGACAGUCCUGUAGUGUAUAGAAAAUUGAAAAGAGCCUCAAUUUCGAUGCCCGAUGAAAUUACAAAUUUUGAAAGAACGAAGAAGGAAGCUAAAAUUAACAUACCGGAGCAUCAUCAGAGCUCUGCUUCGGGCUUUAGUGAUGGCAAUGGGGACGACGGCAAUGCGCUGUCUGAUGACGACAGAGUCAAGACGCCUCUCCGGUCUCCACGGCGCAAGGGCGCGCGCCGCCUGGGCCGCUCUGAGUUCAGCAUGGACGACGACGAUUACUCACCCAGCAACUCCGUUACCUCAGUAAACUCACUGGCAAGCUUGUUAAAGGAGAAACUACAGAGCAUCCCGCAAAAGAUGCGUAAGAAACCGACAGACUACAAGCUACGUGCGUUCGUGGCUCUCAUGUUCCUAGCGGUGGUGUUCUUUGUCAGCUUCGCGUACGUGUUGUACCAUCAGCAGGCCCUUACGAAGGCCUACUUCGACACUGUGCAGUUCAACGAGCCCAAGCGACUCAUCAGGAUCUACAAUAAGGAUGAAAUUGAGAUACUCAGAGCUAGUUUAGGUGUAAGCCUGGAGGGCGUGAAGAAAUCGUAUCCGUGUUUGCCGGAGCACCGCUUGGGUGAUGGCUCUGAGUGUCUGCAAUGGGCGCGAGCCUUGAGGCUCUACCUGAAGAGCUUGCCGCACGACCCCGGCCUCGACAACACUACUUGUUACUCCGUGCACUGGAAGGCUUUGCAUUCAGAUAUCGCACCUACGGACUGCUUUGACUGGAGUGACACCAAGGUUCAUUGGUACGGCGGCGGACAGUCACUAAACUUGACCUGGCCAGUCAACACCGGUCUCAUAGACUUCACGCCCUUCAUCACUGGCGACAUACAAAAGUCACAGUGGAGUAACGUUUUGACACGCUACUUUAUAAAUUCCAAAGGAGCCGCUUUAAUCAUCGACGAAGAAACACCUCUGCAUGUCGCCAUUAAUAACGGCAGGAAGGAGAUAUGUCUCAAAGCUAAAUUUGAUGACUUUGCAUUCGUAAAUAGGGUUACGGAAUUUCCAGAACUCCGAUAUAAUAUAUGUACGUCGAGAGAUAUGAAGUCUCUACAUUCUUCUAUACACAGCCACAGAAGGGCGCCGUUGUGGGACGGCUUGAAGCCGAAAGACAUGCAGACUUUAGAAUCACUGAUAUCAGAGCCAGUUUGGCAAAUCGCACCGAGAUUCAAACACGAAUUAAACGCAGAAACCAUUUCAAAAUACACCGAAGACGUAAUUAACCUAGGCUUUCUAAAACAAGGUCACGUUUUAAUUAAUGAAUUCUGGCAGAACGAAAUAGGCGACUUUACCGUCGAUAAAUCUCGCUUCGAUACACUGAAUAUUACAGUUGACAAGUUGCAUAGAAGAGGAUUCAAAGUAACAUUUACGGUUCAGCCUUUCGUAAGCACGGAAAGCAAAAACUUUGCUGAGACUGUACAGAAAAGAUUGCUUGUUAACGAAAGAAACGGUGAUCGUCGAAUCCCAGCACUGACAAGGUUCAAGUCUUCUCCCAGCGCGGGUGUGAUCGACAUCACGAACAAUCGAUCAGUUCCUUGGAUACUGGAUAAGCUCCAAGCAGUCAUUGAUGAAUACUUUAUAGACUCGUUCUAUUUCGAUUUAGGCACGGCUUACGAUAUGCCACAUUACUAUCAGUGCGAGAAGCAGUUGAUCAACCCCGAUCAGUACAAGACAAUAUUUACAAAAACCUUCGAAAAGUCUUUGGAUAUAAUAGGGGUGUCCUCAGCGGUGAAUCUACCGAGACCGCCGAUCUUUGUUUCUUUACCCCCGUUUGAAUCUACUUGGCAGGCUUUGAGACAAGUUAUACCGACAAUGUUAACGUAUGGCGUGAACGGAUAUCCGUUUAUAAUGCCAGGAGCUGUGGGCGGUGACAUUUAUUGGCCGGGCAGUGAGCAGUUCUUACCAUCAUCGAAGGGAUUAAUGGAAUCUAACGCAGCGAAUUCGACGCAAGAGAAUGGAAUAGAUUUGCCUGAGAGAGAACUGUAUAUGAGAUGGCUGCAGAUGGCAACUUUCUUGCCCGUGAUGAAGUUUACUCAUUUACCGAGCAAAUAUAACGACGAGAGAGUGUUAGAAAUGGCAAAGAAUUUGACUUUGUUGAGGCAAAAACUGAUAACGCCACUCCUGCUAAAAUACAAGCGUGAAGCGCUGGAGGAGGGCCUGCCGCUGGUUCGUCCGUUGUGGCUGGUAACGGGAGGCGAUUCCGCGCUCUCUGUGCGCGACGAAUUCGCCAUCGGAGACGAGCUGGUGGUAGCUCCAGUUCUGCGUCCCGGAGAGACCAGUAGAGAAGUGUACCUGCCGGCGGGGCUGUGGCAGGACGGUAUCGACGGGUCUCUGCGCAAGGGCAGCCGCUGGAUGCACGACUACCGCGUACCUGUAGAUCGUGUCGCGUAUUUCAUUCGGAAGCCUGAUGAUAUGAGGUUCAAGUGACACUAUUAUCUGACAAUACCAAGUACUAUAGCAAUUGUGUGACGAACAGAUAUGCCACUAAUACUGUCUCAAGAUCCAAGUACAAACGGUAAUUAGUGAACUGACUGAAGUUUUUUAUUUCUUCAAAAAUUUUAAUACUGUUCGAUGUAUUCUUUAAUUGUAACACAAAUUACAUUCUU